Elephantulus edwardii (Cape elephant shrew) is the source of this 1575-nucleotide messenger RNA. RefSeq names its product peptidase (mitochondrial processing) alpha (gene PMPCA). Lineage: Eukaryota; Metazoa; Chordata; Mammalia; Macroscelidea; Macroscelididae. Gene Ontology annotation, molecular function: metalloendopeptidase activity; metal ion binding. The transcript has 13 exons. Gene Ontology annotation, cellular component: mitochondrion. The record is from RefSeq and is a predicted model, not a curated record. The coding region runs from base 1 to 1575 and encodes 524 amino acids.
AUGGCGGCGCGGCUGGUGGUCGUGCGGCUGCUUCGCGGGCCGGGCGCCUGGGGCGGCUCGCGGAUUAGGUUCGGACCCGCAGCGUCCAGGCCGUUCAGCAGCGGAGCCACUGUCCCCAGCAUCCCUCUCUCGGCGCCCUUGCCCGGCGUGCCCAAGCCGGUGUUUGCUACAGUUGAUGGACAGGAGAAGUUUGAAACCAAAAUCACCACCCUGGAAAAUGGACUUCGAGUGGCCUCCCAGAAUAAGUUUGGGCAGUUCUGCACCGUGGGAAUCCUAAUUAACUCAGGAUCGAGAUACGAAGCGAAACAUCUCAGUGGAAUUGCUCACUUCCUGGAGAAAUUGGCAUUUUCGUCAACUGCGCGAUUUAGCAGCAAAGAUGAAAUUCUGCUCACGCUGGAAAAGCAUGGGGGCAUCUGUGACUGCCAGAUAUCGAGGGACACCACCAUGUAUGCUGUGUCUGCCGACGCCAAGGGCUUGGACACAGUGGUGGGCUUGCUGGCAGAUGUGGUCCUGCAUCCUAGACUGACAGACGAAGAGCUGGAGAUGACGCGGAUGACGGUGCAGUUCGAACUGGAGGAUCUCAACAUGAGGCCGGACCCCGAGCCACUGCUCACAGAGAUGAUUCAUGAGGCCGCUUUCCGGGAGAACACAGUGGGUCUCCACCGCUUCUGCCCCCCUGAGAACAUCGCCAAGAUGGACCGCAAGGCCCUGCACUCCUACCUGCGCGACUACUACACCCCUGACCGCAUGGUGCUGGCCGGUGUGGGCGUGGAGCACGAGCGCCUUCUGCAGUGUGCCCGCAAGUACCUGCUGGGCGUCCAGCCGGCCUGGGGGGAGCAGACGGCGUCCGAGGUGGACAGAUCGGUGGCUCAGUACACUGGUGGCAUCGCCAAGUUGGAACGAGACAUGUCGGCUGCCAGCCUGGGCCCCACACCGAUCCCUGAGCUCACCCACGUCAUGGUGGGCCUGGAGAGCUGCUCCUUUCUGGAGGACGACUUCAUCCCCUUCGCCGUGCUCAACAUGAUGAUGGGCGGGGGCGGCUCGUUCUCGGCCGGCGGGCCUGGGAAGGGCAUGUUCACCAGGCUCUAUCUCAACGUGCUCAACAGGCACCACUGGAUGUACAACGCCACGUCCUACCACCACAGCUACGAGGACACCGGUCUCCUGUGCAUCCACGCCAGCGCAGCCCCUCGGCAGGUCCGUGAGAUGGUGGAGAUCAUCACAAGGGAGUUUAUCUUGAUGGGCGGAGCUGUGGACGCGGUGGAGCUGGCCCGAGCCAAGACCCAGCUGACGUCCAUGCUCAUGAUGAACCUGGAGUCCCGGCCGGUCAUCUUCGAGGACGUUGGGCGGCAGGUGCUGGCCACCCAGUGCCGGAAGCUGCCUCCUGAGCUGUGCUCCCUCAUCGAUCGUGUGACAGCCGACGACAUCCAGAGAGUGGCGUCCAGGAUGUUGCGUGGGAAGCCCGCCGUGGCUGCGCUUGGUGACCUGAGCGACCUCCCCACCUACGAGCACAUCCAGGCGGCCCUGUCAAGCCGAGAUGGACGCCUGCCGCGGGUAUACCGGCUCUUCCGGUAG